UACUGAAGAGCUGUUCUGAAUAAAUUGGAGGAAAAAAAGAUUUUCAGUGAAAGAAAACAUCUACCAGUUAUUCUUUUUCACAACCCCGUGGCACAAUGAAUUAGUCUAGUUUUUCUUACAAGAAGAUCGGAAAUCAUUUGAAAUGGCAGAAUCCUUUACUAAUCAAACUAUGGGCUGAAGUAAUUCACGGAGGUGUGGUUUAGUGUUGACCAUGAAUCGAAGGAAGAAGACGCUAGCCUACUUGAUAGGCUUAGCCGUGAUUGUAUACUGCAGUGUCCAGGUGAUGUACAUGAAAGAUGUUUACAGCCCUCUUCAGGUCCUGGCAGAUGCACACAGUGAAGCCAAGAGGCUAAUGCGCUUCAUUACGGCAUACCAUUUCAUGUGUAACAAUACGUUGACGUUGUCUAACACCACUAGUUGGCCUAUCUGUAUUGAACAAGAUGGAGGAAUCAACAUGGAUACAUCAUUGCCAAAAGUUAUAUAUUCCAUAGGGCCUUCAAAUUAUGACUUUGAAGAGGCAAUUGCUAGAAACAUUUCCUGCAAUGUGUACAUUUUCUCCCAUGAAAAACCUCCACUAGAUUUCUUCAUGACCAAAUCCAACUACACUCACUUCAUUCGAUCUGCUGUUGUGCCAAAUGAUCCAUCUGAUUUUUCACGCAACUCAUAUGAAACGCAGACAUUAAAUAAUGCUUUGGCCAUCCUGAAGCAUAAAUCAGUUGACAUUCUAAAAAUAGAGCAUGUCCUUGACCCAAGUCGUUCCUAUGACUUGCUGUAUUAUCUCAUAAAAGAUGGCAUUAUGAAGAGGGUCAAUCAGGUCUACUUCUCUGUUUUAAUUGAUAAGAUAGAUGACGACUACUUGUAUGCUUGGUAUCGAACUCUCUACAAUCUGUUUCACAAGGCCAACUUCAGGCUGUACCACACCGCUACAUCAAAUCAACUCUGUCUCCAAGUCACCCUCAUGGAAUCUUGCCUGUACUACAUGUCCUGGAUCAAAUCUCCAAGUCCAAGGGCAUUCAUCAUGUAUCCCCCCGCUGUUGAUGGUACUUAUGAAAAUGAGAUGAAAAGGUUGGAAGGUUAUCUGGACACUAAAAAUUCACAAUGCAAGGAAGUCAAUCAUGUCAGCAUAUCAGACAAAACCAUUCUAGAUCUCUGUAUGGAUGUCUUGAAGCUCCGGAAACCCUGUAAACUUGUCAUCAUCAAGGAGUCCAGAUCCCCCAUUACUGUGCAGUUUAAGGACCAGGUCUCGUGUGAUGUGUUUGUGAUACAGGGAUCAGAGCUGGGUAUGGAAGGGGACGUUACUGUCUUCAGGACCAAUAAUGGAGGAAACUUUGUUACUAAUGUACAGACUCUAUCACUAAAUGAGGCCAUGUUCAGAUAUCUGAAAGCUGAUUCAUACAACUUCCUGUAUACCGACGUUGACAAGGAAUUCUGGGAGUUGCUGUCAAUCAUUCUAGAUACUGCAGUCCUUCAGGGUGUGGACCAGAUGAUCUCUGACUUGUCACUGUGGGAAGAAAUCAGCCAUAUGAACAUUCGGCAACGCUUCAGUGAACUCAAACGGCUGAAUGCAUAUGGCCUUGAGUUACAUCAGUACUUUGAUCUUCAAGAGAGCGAGAGAUUGUAUUUUACCAGCCUGAAGCAUAAGAAAAAGAGACUAAGCUAUAUCAGGACAACUCAGAGUUUGAAAUUGAAGUGAUCUGUACCUUUUGUUUAUGACUGAGAUUUACCAUGGGAAAUAUUUAGAAAUUUCAGAUGGAAUACAACCAUGUUACAUAGUAGCAAGAAAAUCAUUUUGUCAUUUGAAUGUAUAAAUGAAAAAAAGGCUUUUUAAAAGUAUAUCUGCCUACAUAUCAGAGUUCAUAUUGAAAUGAAUUGGCAUUGAAGAAGAACAUUAACACCUUAAUGAAAGAUGUUUCCAGGGAAGAAAAACAGAAACAUGUAAUUUAAUUCCAUUUUAUUGAUUUUAAUAUGAAUUAAAUUUUUUCAUGCUUACUCACAUGUGAAAGUUUAGAUAUUUUGCUAUUUCUUUAUGCUAUAACAUUUGCCAAAAUCUCUUUUAUCUAUUUAUUAUCUAUUUAUUUUUAUGAAUGCAUUUCUUAGUGCAGUCGGAAGGUUAUGCUUAUAUACACAUGAUAGUACAUGUCUUUUGUAAUUUCUUUAGUUCAAAUGCUUACAGGUGAUUUGGAUACUGUUAUCCAACACAGGUGAUACAAUAUUUGAUGAGAUGCACAAAUGUCAGAUACAUGUAGAUAUGUAUACUUACCAGUAUCUAAAUAGAUCCAUAGAUAAACUGUUUAGUGUAGGGUUUUUGUGUGCAAUGUAUGUGUAUAUACCUGAGUUUUAUUGUCUGUACCAUCUACAUGGAUUUAUACAAAUUUUUGAAUUAUUGUCAUUUGUUAUGAAGAAUGUUAUUCCAUUCAUGAUUAAUAUUGGAAUAAGGACUGCUUGAAGAAUGAUGAUAAAUACAUUGUGCAUUAUUUGUCAUAGAUUUUCAUGUUAUGUUUCCAUGGUCGUAAAUAUUGACAAAAUCAUUGAGUUACCAGAUUGAAGAGUAUUCUUGUUUUAUGUCUUAGCAUUCUUCCAUUCAUUACCUUUAGAGUUCAUUUAUACAUGUACAUAAAUUUAUAAAUAUUUGCUUUUUUUAUUUUUACCUUCUAGAAAAAUAUGUUCUUUUUUUAACAAAAAUAAAUGCAUGUAAUAUUUUUUUAAUUUUUUAUAUGCAAAAAUCUUUCCACUAGUUUGCCAUAUAUAUGGACAUUUAUCAUGUAUUUUCUUCAGCUAAACUAAGGUGAAGAUCAUAUAAUAAUAAACAGAACACUCACUUACAUUGAGAUGGACUGAAAAUAUAUUUCAGUUGUGUUUUACACAUAUGUUUCAAAGGUUGAAAGAUAAACUAUCCAAGAACACAACAACUUAAUUUUUGGAUGGAUGAACCUGCACACUCCAAUUUCAACAAAACUAUACAAAUAAAAUUAAAUUUCCCAUACUGGGGAAAUUCUGUUCUAUUUCCACUUUAUUUUUCGUAUUUUAAGUCUGCUUACUUUUACAAGUCAGAAAAAAGUUGAAAAGAAAUUGUUUGCUAAAUUUUUUUGUGUUCUGUCUAAAAAUUUCGCUUAAAAAGUGAUACAAGUGUAAUAGCCCGCUAGUAUAUAAAUGGUGCCUGUUUUGGAGGGUAACAGUUGAAAUUGACACCCCAAGGAAAACCAUUGUC
Molecule: messenger RNA, 3208 nt
Organism: Saccostrea cuccullata (small rock oyster)
Lineage: Eukaryota; Metazoa; Mollusca; Bivalvia; Ostreida; Ostreidae
Exons: 8
Coding region: 212-1693 (493 amino acids)
Source: RefSeq, a predicted model, not a curated record